Hermetia illucens (black soldier fly) is the source of this 835-nucleotide messenger RNA. Its product is annotated as farnesol dehydrogenase-like. The transcript has 3 exons. The coding region runs from base 1 to 753 and encodes 250 amino acids. NCBI's taxonomy places the organism in Eukaryota, Metazoa, Arthropoda, Insecta, Diptera, Stratiomyidae. The record is from RefSeq and is a predicted model, not a curated record.
AUGGAACGCUGGGAAAAUAAAGUUGCUGUGGUGACAGGUGCUAGUGCCGGUAUUGGAGCAGCAAUCGCUGCGGAUUUAGUGAAAAAUGGAUUUAUUGUUGUUGCCUUGGCCCGACGUGAGGAACGUCUUCGAGAGAAUCAACGGACUCUUCCUGAAAAUCUGCAAUCUCGGUACCAUCCCAGAAGAUGUGAUGUUACUAAUGAAGAUCAAGUAAAGGAUACCUUCGCCUGGAUCGAAACGAAAUUUGGAGGAACUGACAUACUUGUCAACAAUGCCGGUGUUGUAGCUAGAGACGUGCAGCUAUCAGGCGUAGAUAAUACCGCGCCCAUUCGGAAUAUUGUGGAGACGAAUAUUAUGAGCGUUGUCUAUUGUGUACGGGAAGCUUUCAAUUCAAUGAAAAAGCGGAACUUCGACGGGCAUAUUGUGAUCAUAAAUAGCAUCGUUGGACAUUACAUCCCCGUGGUGCCUACAGGCUCAAUGAAUAUCUAUCCUGCUUCUAAGUUUGCGGUGACCGCAAUGGUUGAGACCUAUCGUCAGGAAUUUGCAAACGCUGGGACGAAAGUGAAAGUUACGAGUAUCAGCCCUGGCGGUGUCUUAACCGAAAUAAUACCGGAUAUGGGAGCUCUUAGAGACACGGGUCACCCACUGUUGAACGCUGAAGAUAUAUCUAAUGCCGUCCUAUAUGUGUUGAGUACCCCUCCUCAUGUCCAGGUUCACGAAUUGACUAUAAAACCUAUUGGGGAGAAAAUGUGAGCAAUUAGCACAGAUGUUUAUAUGAGUUGUAAAUUUAAACACAUAAUAAAGUGGUCCAUUUAUUACGAAUUUUUUGUAAAAA